This is a messenger RNA of Adelges cooleyi (spruce gall adelgid), 2300 nucleotides long. Its product is annotated as probable serine/threonine-protein kinase clkA. Lineage: Eukaryota; Metazoa; Arthropoda; Insecta; Hemiptera; Adelgidae. The transcript is spliced from 3 exons. The coding region runs from base 139 to 2139 and encodes 666 amino acids. The record is from RefSeq and is a predicted model, not a curated record.
GUCCAUUUAAUGUACACACACAUACAAAUUACCGUGGUGGUCGUUGGUUUUAAAGUUUUUCUCAUGGCAAGUGUUUGCACAGACAUUGCUUGGUACUCUUGCCAAUCUUAGUACGUCGUCGGUCCUCAAUUAUUCACCAUGUGCGUCGAGUGGCUGAGAAGCAGCCCAUGCUACGUGGCCAAGUGUAUAUUUUUGUUACAUCUAAUCUCUAGAAGAACUGGCGCAGAAUGUUCAGUGGAUGGCCAUGGCAGUGGAAUGAACUAUCCAACGACCACGGCCAGUGGAACUUGGACAACACGUGGUGGAAUAUCAUCGUACGGCUGGGACAGUCAACAGCCAAUUGAUCCUUGUAGUCGUUGCUCUAGCCGACCUCAUCCAUUACCAGGAUCUCAAUACACAACAGGAUUGCAUGGCAGUGGUUAUAAUUCAAAUGACCGCGUUAGUAAUGUCGUUCCAGACAACCGGGAUAAUGUGUAUAACACUGAUACUCGGGGCAGUAGUUAUAACACUGGUAACAGUGGUUAUCCAUCCCACAUGGAUAAUAGAUAUAACGGUUAUAACACAAAUAAUAAUUAUGUCGACAGCUACAGUCCAAGCGGCCAUGGCACCGGUUAUAAUAUGGGAUCGUCUGGGAACAGUUACAGUGCUCAUACAAGUAACUACAACAUGAAUAGUCAUGGUAGUAAUUAUAUGACGAACACUUUUAAUAAGAACCCCGAUUACCGAGGUAACGGUUACGAUAACAUGAGUCCAGAAUGGGAAAAAAAGUACGGGAACAGAAAACCUGGUUAUAACCAGGGAAUGGCUUAUCCGGUAACUGUACAACAAGGGGGGCCUAUUCAAGGCGGCUAUGGAUCUAACGACCGAUGGGAUAUGAAGGGCGUUUAUCCAGCUCAAACCAAUUCAGGUUAUUGGCAUAGUCAACCGCCCAAAGAUAUUGGAUGGGAUGAAGAUAGCAAAAAAGUAGGCGUUAUAGCUGGAUGGAUGGGGGGUCCUAACAAAUAUGAAUCCGGAAAACCAGCGCAACUCUAUAAUAACUAUCCAACGAACGAUAAAGACGACGAUUAUUUCAACAAAGGGACAGGUUAUGAAAAUUCUGAUAAAAAAAGACCUUUUAUGGGGUGGGGAGGUUCUGGGUCUUACGAAGUCAUUAAAAUGAACAACGGUUACAAAUACGUAGACAGAAAUGGAAAUGGCGAUUAUGGAGUACAGUCAUAUGGAAAUAACUACGGCUAUGGCGGCGUAAAUUAUAAUAAUAAGCCAGUUACGGGAUUCAACUCAAAACCUGAUAGACCUUACGAUUAUGGCUACAGACCAUCAACUACAGAUAGACCUACGCAAAAUUACGACGUGAGUAUAAAUAAUAAACCAACAUACAGUUUAAAACCCACAGAUUGGAGCACUUCGCGACCAAUAUCAUUCGAUGUCACAUCAAGACCCAGUUGGAAUUCUCAAAGACCUAAUUAUUCAGGAACGUCUUCGAGACCUAGUCAAAAUUGGGGCGAUAACUCUUUUAAUAAUAUGCCAUCUACUGGACUAGGAUAUGAUCAGUAUGGAAAUUCAAGACCACUUAACAACAGACCAGAUCAUGGAUCUUCGGGACCUCGGCCAGAUUAUGGAUCUCAGGGCUUUAGACCAGAUUACGGAUCAUCGGGACCUCGACCAGAUUAUGGAUCAUCGGGACCUCGACCAGAUUAUGGAUCUUUGGGGUCUAGACCAGAGUAUGUAUCCUAUAGACCAGAGACCAAUAAGUAUGGUUCUUAUGACUAUGGUAGACCUCAAAAUAUGAUGAACAAUAGACCCGGCAAUGAUAAUGAUCGGCCUUACACAAAUGAUAAUUACGGAUCCUCUCAAAUGGGAUCAGGAUAUGGAAAAGGAUAUGCAUCAAAUUGGGAUUAUUAUUCUAAUUCAAUGAGGGGACCACAAAAUGGAUGGAACGAUCCUCCAAGAGAAUAUUUGCAAAGAAGGCCAGACGGAGAUAUAUUACAAUCGGGUUCUAAUCAAAAACCUUCCGAAUCCACUCCUAUUCAUUAUAACGGACAUAGUGGGAUCGGUGCGUCAACUGAUAAUGGUUUUUCCUACAGAACUCCAUCCACUAUUAUCUCUUCUACAACACCACUGCCAACAACUAUUUCGUAAUUCAAUUUUUUAGAAAAUAUAUAUACAAAUUUUGAUGUUCUGUAAAUUGCUAUUAAAAUUUGUACUUAUUUAUUAUAUUAUAGUAGACCACAAUAAAAAAAAAUUGCAAAUUAAAAUGAUGACGAAUUUAAAAAUAAAUAACAAUGUGGAUCAAACUGUAA